Mus caroli (Ryukyu mouse) is the source of this 3357-nucleotide messenger RNA. It is a transcript of the gene Flywch1, whose product is annotated as FLYWCH-type zinc finger 1. Lineage: Eukaryota; Metazoa; Chordata; Mammalia; Rodentia; Muridae. The record is from RefSeq and is a predicted model, not a curated record.
GCGUCUCGCGGGGGCGCGCGCGCGGGCACGGGCUCGCUCCCCAGGGGGCAGUUGGCGGCGGGAGCGGGCGGCGGGGUCGUGGUUCCUAGAGCAGCCCCGGCUGCUAGGCCGGCGCCUGCGUUGGCGGACACUCACACGAAGGACCGGGUGGCUCAGCCGCCGGAAAGGCAGGGCCCGCCGCCGUCGGACGGAGGCUCUGGACUCCCACAUUCUGAAGAGAGACCCAUCUGCCAGAGGGCUGAAGGUGGCCUUGAGGGCCAUGCUCUGGGUCUCAGGAUGCCCCUGCCUGAGCCCAGUGAGCAGGACUGUGAGAGCCUGAGAGCUGGCCAGGAGCCAUCUCUUGGAGCCAGGAAGCCUCAAGAGUCCUCCAAUCUGGUCCCGGCCAAGGAUAAAGAGAGACCCAAGCCGACAGAUGUCGCGUCCCAGGAGACAUCUGGCACUGCAACCCUACCUAACAAUACUCUCCAGGUUGCACCAGUCAAGAAGCAAGGACGGAUAAUUCACCGGAAACGUAGUAGGGUAGAUGCAGUUCCCCCUCAGCCUCUGGAGUUCCUAAAGACCCCAUUUGGGGGCCGCCUUCUGGUGCACAAGUCAUUCCUGUACAAGCAAGAGAAGGCUGUGGGGGACAAGGUGUACUGGAAAUGCCGCCAGCACUCAGAGCUAAGCUGCCGGGGACGGGCCAUCACCCGUGGCUUUCGAGUCACAGAGAUGCGGGACCACUGUCACCCACCUGAGAAGGAGGGCGUGGACAGGAAAAAGCGCCACAGGGGAAGGCCGCCCAGCUCAGCCCUGCCUGAGGGCGCUGAAGUCCAAGAAGAUGAAGUGAGCCUAUGGUUGUACCCUGUGGAGCCAGAACCCACUCCUCAGCCAAGCACUGAAGCCCCAGAGGAGGAGCAGGGGUACCGGUCCCUGGCACUGCAGAGCCUGCCUCCCAAGAAACGCCCUACACCAGGAGUGGUACGGUAUCAGCCUCUUGAGUUCCUGAAGACGUGCUAUGGGGGUACCUUCCUGGUGCACCAGUCCUUCCUCUACAAGCGGGAAAAGACAGUAGGAAGCAAGGUGUACUGGACCUGCCGGGAACAUGCAGUCCAUGGCUGCCGUAGCCGAGCCAUCACCCAGGGCCAGCGUGUGACAGUGAUGCGCAGCCAUUGCCACUCACCUGACAUAGAAGGCUUACAGGCCCGGCGACAGCAGGAGAAGACCAUAAAGAAGAUACAGGCAAGGCGAAUUGGGGCUGGGGACUUGGAGGAUUGCGAUGACAUAGAGGACUCACUGCUGCAAGGAGUGGACAGCCUGUUCUACCGCAGAGGGCCGGGCACACUGACUCUCAGUAGGUCCAAGUCCAAGUCCAAAUCCAGGUCCAAGUCCAAGUCCAAGUCCAGGUCCAGAUCCAGAAAACGAGCCAAGAAGCAGCAGGAAUCCUUGCAGGAGCCCCCCGAGGAGGACCAGGAUGUGGACCCCGGAGGCCCAGAGUUCCUAAAGACCCCUCUAGGGGGCAACUUCCUGGUGUAUGAGUCCUUCCUCUACAGACGGGAGAAAGUGGCCGGUGAGAAGGUGUACUGGACCUGCCGGGACCAGGCACGCAUGGGUUGUCGCAGCCGUGCCAUCACUCAGGGCAGGCAGGUGACUGUGAUGCGAGGCCACUGUCAUCCACCAGACCUGUUAGGAUUGGAGACUCUGAGGCAGCGGGAGAAACGCCCAGGCCCCUCUCAGUGGGAUGGCCCAGAAGGGCCUGAGUUCCUAAAGACCCCUCUAGGAGGCAGCUUCCUGGUAUAUGAGUCCUUCCUCUACAGACGGGAGAAAGCAACUGGUGAUAAGGUGUACUGGACCUGCCGGGACCAGGCACGCAUGGGCUGUCGCAGCCGAGCUAUCACACAGGGCCAACGGGUGAUGGUCAUGCGCAGGCACUGCCAUCCACCGGACAUGGGUGGCCUGGAAGCCCUUCGGCAGAGGGAGAACUUCCCUAACCUGACCCACUGGGAAGGCCCAGAGCCCCUGCAGCCACUGGAGUUCCUGCGGACACCCCUUGGAGGCCGCUUCCUGGUGUAUGAGUCCUUCCUGUACAGGAAGGAGAAGGCUGCUGGUGAGAAAGUGUACUGGAUGUGUCGAGACCAGGCUCGGCUGGGCUGCCGCAGCAGAGCCAUCACCCAGGGCCGGCGGGUCAUGGUGAUGCGGAGCCACUGCCACCCACCUGACCUGGCUGGCCUGGAGGCCCUGCGGCAGCGGGAGAAGGCCCCCAGUGCAGCCAAGAAGAAAAAGAAGAAGAAGAAGAAGAAGAAAGGAAAAUCAAAGAGCAAAAACUGAGCAGCCAGUCCUGCUGAAGUGAGCCUUCUCUGGAGCGACAGAGGAGCAGCUGGCACCCCAAAUGCUUCCCAUCCUUGCAGGCAUUUCCCAUCAUUCAGAUGCACUUGAUGACAGCUCUUCCAAAGAACCCAGGACUGUCACAUUUCCUCAGAGGUCUCCCAGGAGGAGUGCUUGGACUUUGGGUGGUAACCAAGCUGGAUGGGUGGCCUGCAGGCCUGUCCCAUGCUGCUCUUACCAUUCUGACCUUAGACAGCUGUGGAGAAGUGUGUCUGGAUGAUAUACCUCUGUCCUGCUCUGCUGUCCAGGCCUCAGCACCAUCUGCUUUCAGAGCACGCUGCCUUGCUGAGAGCUUUCUAGUGGGCGUGAUCCCCUGUGCGCUCGCUCCAUGAAGUUCAGCAAAAUGCAGUCACCCCAAGCCAGGAUAUGUGCAGGAACUUCUUGCCACCCUCUGAAGACAGUGCAAGUCACAGCAGGGUUUUGUUUUGCUUUGUGGCAUCUUUUAGGGGCAGGUGUGAGGCCUGCCUGAUCUUUAGUCACUUGCUGCUUGCUAAGGCACAUCCAGCCCUGACUGUGGCAGAGUGGGACAAGCUAAAGGCUUCGCUCUACCUCCCUGGCAGACUUUGCACCCUGCGUUCUUUCCCAACUUAAACCUGUGUCCACAGUUCUUGGGAGCCAGCCCAGAUGUCAGGAGGAGGUGACUCCAGGUAGGUAUGCUCUAGUGGCAGCGGCAUCACUGAGGGUUGCUCACCUGGUGUCACAUGAUGCACCAGGUCAGUUAGAUGGCAUCAAAGCCACCUCCUGUAGAAGAGUUUAGCAGGAUUCAGGAGCCAUGCCAGUAGUGGCACUCUAAUGUCCCCAGGAACGGCAGAAUUUCCUGCGUGCUGCACCCUGGCCAGAGCUGUCCUCAUCAUGUCAUAGAGCUGCAUGCUCCUCUCCCUUAGCAAGCAAGCCGUGGAGCAGCCACCCCUGUGGGAUAGUAAUGGCCUGGUGCCUGCCGCUGUCUUCUGCUCAUCUGAUUCCCUCAAUAAACCCUGUGUAGUCUCAUGGUACAGA